AUGGAUGAUGUAUAUGGACGGGUAGAGGUCUUCCCCCAAUACUUUGUACCAUCAAAAGAAGCUAUGGAGACUCCUGAUGGUCUAUCAACAAGUAAGAAUAACCUGGAUAGUCCACCAAGUUCACGUGGGCGUUCCUGGACUCCAAGACGAGUUAAGGGAGCUGCAUCCAUUUUGCAUUUAUUGUCCAUUCCCCGCAUAAGAUGGUCUACGAGCAAUGAGGAUGAUGACAAGAUUGAAUUAUCCAGAGCUGAAGUAGAGACUUUACGAACCGAAAUAGCAGAAGCUGAGGAAAGGGAAUCUCACUUAAAAGCUCGGUUGGAAAAUAUUGAUGAAGUUUUGAGAUAUGCACGACUUUCUGGCUAUCUCUACAUUCGAAGUCGAUGGUCCCAGCUCCCUGGAGAACCACCUAUAUUAGCCGAUGCUGAUGUGGAUGACUGGCUACCUCGCUUUGUUGCUCUACAAGGGCAGUGUUUGUACUAUUAUCUGAAAUCUACAGAUCUGAGCCCACAAGAAUCUACACUGUUAUGUGAUGUUGUUGAAGUAGGGCAGCUUCCAAACUUUGUGCCUGAAGACGAAAAGACGAGAUAUGCGUUUUACCUGUUGACCCGUCAAGGGUUGAAGUUUGAAUGCUCCAGUACUUCCGAAAUACAGGUUGAUUCAUGGGUAAGAGCACUGUCAAGUGACUGCAAAUUGCGGGAUGGUGCUGGUGAUGAUAAGACGAAGACGACUAGUAGCCAAGUAGAGGCUGGGUCAUGGUAA
Molecule: messenger RNA, 759 nt
Organism: Miscanthus lutarioriparius
Lineage: Eukaryota; Viridiplantae; Streptophyta; Magnoliopsida; Poales; Poaceae
Source: the annotation of a GenBank genome assembly